Messenger RNA from Batrachochytrium dendrobatidis JAM81, 447 nucleotides. RefSeq names its product ribosomal 60S subunit protein L28. Gene Ontology annotation, cellular component: ribosome; cytosolic large ribosomal subunit. Gene Ontology annotation, biological process: translation. Gene Ontology annotation, molecular function: structural constituent of ribosome. The transcript has 4 exons. NCBI's taxonomy places the organism in Eukaryota, Fungi, Chytridiomycota, Chytridiomycetes, Rhizophydiales. The coding region runs from base 1 to 447 and encodes 148 amino acids. The record is from RefSeq and is a predicted model, not a curated record.
AUGCCCUCCCGAUUGUCCAAGAACAGAAAGAAGCGUGGACACGUUUCCGCCGGUCACGGUCGUGUUGGAAAGCACAGGAAACAUCCCGGUGGUCGUGGUCUUGCCGGUGGUCAACAUCACCACAGAAUCAACAUGGAUAUGUUCCAUCCUGGUUAUUUUGGUAAAGUUGGUAUGCGUCAUUUCCAUUUGACUCGCAAUGCAUACUACAACAGGACCAUCAACAUCGACAAGAUCUGGUCACUCGUUUCUGAGGAGACUCGUCUCAAGGCUGCUGCUUCCCCCAAGGGUGCUGUUCCUGUCAUUGAUGCUCUUGCUCACGGUUUCACAAAGGUUCUUGGCAAAGGUCUUCUCCCCGCCAUUCCUCUUAUUGUCAAGACCCGCUUUAUCACCAGGCAAGCAGAAGAGAAGAUUGUUGCUGCAGGAGGAAAAGUUGAGCUCAUUGCGUAA